This is a messenger RNA of Colossoma macropomum (tambaqui), 5341 nucleotides long. It is a transcript of the gene brdt, whose product is annotated as bromodomain, testis-specific. The record is from RefSeq and is a predicted model, not a curated record. Lineage: Eukaryota; Metazoa; Chordata; Actinopteri; Characiformes; Serrasalmidae. The transcript has 21 exons. Gene Ontology annotation, biological process: positive regulation of transcription elongation by RNA polymerase II; chromatin remodeling. The coding region runs from base 828 to 4130 and encodes 1100 amino acids. Gene Ontology annotation, cellular component: nucleus; chromatin.
UUUGUGAGAUUUUUGAAGCUGCUAGGGUGCACGAUAGCCGACACGGGCGAGAAGCCUGGCUCAAAGAAAACCUCUACGGGGAAAAAGAACAUAAUUUUUAGCAGCAAAAGGCAUUUAAGACGAGAAAACGAGCUAGAGACGGAUCGACAGAAUGUUCUAGAAUUGGUCAUGUGAUGUGGAGAGACCAGUUAUGUGGCACUUUUGAAAAAAAACACUCUGACGUACGUCUUUGUUUUUUUUAUGAUUUUGAGGUCUUGUACUAAAAAUGAUUUAUUUUAGCAGGUAUUAACUGGAUCCAAAGACACAGUUUGGGGGAAAAUACCUUUUAUUGUGUUCGUUAUCGUAGUAUUUUUCCCUUCGAAUGAAAAGAAAACGAGAAAGGAGAGCACGUGAAGGAGAUUGACCAAUCGGAGACCGAGCUCCGAGUAGAACGGUAUAAAUAAGCGGGCGGGCGGCUGUGUGAGCCGUUGGUCCGCCAUUUGAAGACUCUUUUGGGCCGUCUUUCUGAGAAAUAUAAGUAACGUAAAAAUAAAUAAAUAAAGCGAGUCGUUUGAUUUUAAGACUUUAUUUUGAAGCAGUGUUAACGUAAGCUUCCUGUAUCCUGGGUAAAGAAACGUGAAGAUCCUGCUUUGGCCGGCUUUCCAGCAGAAGUUCUUCGGCACAGAAACGUCUGUCUCAGGGUCGGCAGUUUAAAACGUUCGUUGUUGUGCCCGAGACGGAAAGUGUGAAACAAGCAGAGGAUGUGUAAUGAGAGCUGAGCUGCCCACCAGACAUAGUUUCCGAAAUUCUCCUGUCUGCGCCUGUUGCCCUUUGGGGCACACUCGACCAUGUCGGACGUGAUUCUCACCAUGAAGGGUAACCCCCCUCCCCCCGAGUGUAAGAACCCCAAAAAGCCAGGGCGGCUCACUAACCAGUUGCAGUACCUUGAGAAGGUGGUGGUCAGAGCUCUCUGGAGGCAUCACUUCUCCUGGCCCUUCAGGCAGCCUGUGGAUGCUGUGCAACUCAACCUGCCUGAUUAUUAUACAAUCAUUAAAAACCCAAUGGACUUGAACACCAUCAAAAAGCGUCUUGAAAACAAUUACUAUUGGAAGGCAAUGGAAUGUAUUGAAGACUUCAACACAAUGUUCACAAACUGCUAUAUGUACAAUCGGCCAGGAGAUGAUAUAGUGUUGAUGGCUCAAGCACUUGAGAAGCUGUUCCUGGAGAAGGUGGCCGAGAUGCCCCAGGAAGAGUGUGAGGUUACUGCAGUCACCAACAAGGCACCACUAAAAGGAAGGAGGAAGUCAACUACAGGACUGGGGAAAAUGAGGCCACAGUCUCCUGUCUCUGAGGUGGUCUUCCAGCAGACUGUGACAGUCAUCCCUCCUGAAGCUCUUCACACAAUCUCCUCCACUCCUCUGUCUACUCAUCUUGAAGCCAAAUUGAAAAAGGGUGUGAAAAGGAAAGCAGAUACCACAACCCCCACUGCCUCCACCAUCACCAGCAGCGAGUCAUCGCCUUGUGUGACAGAAACAAAAGUCCUGAAGUUGUUCUCCCGGCGAGGGAGCGGUAGGCCCAUCAAACCGCCACGCAAGGACCUGCCCGAGUCCCCCCAGCAGCACCAGGUGGGCCGCAAAGCUAAGCUCUCAGAAAGACUCAAAUACUGCAAUGGCAUCUUAAAGGAGUUGUUCGCCAAGAAACACGCCAUCUACGCCUGGCCUUUCUACAAGCCUGUGGAUGCCGAAGGGCUCGGCCUUCAUGACUAUCAUGACAUUAUCCAUGAACCAAUGGACUUGAGCACCAUUAAAAGAAAGAUGGACAACCGCGAUUACGCAGAUGCAUCUCAGUUUGCCGCAGAUGUCCGGCUCAUGUUUUCAAACUGUUACAAGUACAACCCACCUACCCAUGAGGUUGUGGCCAUGGCCAGAAAGCUGCAGGAUGUUUUUGAGUCACGCUUUGCCAAGAUCCCAGAUGAGCCGAGGGUUUUGGGUCAAGGCCAGCCCCAUGUGCCCAAGAGGGGGAAGAAAGAGAGAGCAGACAGCUCGUCCAGCUCUGACAGCAGCGACACAGAAUCCUCUCACUCAGAAAGCUCAUCUGACUCUGAGGUAGAUGAAGAUGAAGAGGAGAGAGCACAGCGCCUGGCUAAUCUCGAGGAGCAGCUGAAAGCAGUGCGAGAACAGCUGCAGUUACUGACCCAAACACCUCUACUUAAACCAAAGAAGAAAGAGAAAUUGAAGAAGGAGAAAAAAAAGAAAAAAAGCAAAAGAAAGGGUGAUGGAAUGAGGAGUACAGUUCCAUCAAAAGUGCAAAAGAGGGCCAGCAGCAGCAAGUCAACCGGGCAAAAUAAGGAUGGAGGGUAUGAGUCUGACGAAGAACCUGCUCUGCCCAUGUCCUAUGAGGAGAAGCGCCAGUUGAGCCUGGACAUCAACAAGCUCCCUGGGGACAAACUUGGAAAAGUUGUGAACAUAAUCAAGGCCAGAGAGCCCGCAGUCAGAGACACGGAUCCUGAGGAGAUUGAGAUUGACUUUGAGAUGCUCAAGCCGUCUACGCUUCGAGCACUGGAAAGCUUUGUCAUGACCUGCCUCAGGAAGAAGCCCAAGAAACCUAACCAGAAAAAGCCCCAGAAGUUCAAACCGGAGAAGAUGAAGGAGACUGAGAAACAGAAUGUCAGUGAAGAGUUGAGCUCGACCAAGAGGACCAAGGCCAAGAGUGAGUCAGCAGAGCUGAAGGAUUUGGCACGGUCGUCCCGCCUCAGCGACAGCAGCAGCACCUCUGACUCCAGCUCAGACAGCAGUAGUACUGACUCUAGCUCUUCUGAUAGCAGUGACUCUGACUCAGAGCAGAAAGCUAAGAAGAAGCAAAACAAAGCCCCUGGUCAUGGCAACAAAAGUAAAAACAAGGCAUCGAAGCGGAGCAUUCACCCUGUGCUGAAGGAGCCUUGCCGGGUGCGACUUACGUCUGGGCAGGCUCUGCCCUCGGCAGCAGACUCCAAAAAGCCGUCUGCGCAAACGGAAACGGAGCAGGUUGCCAAGCCACCUGCUGAGGAGGCUGUUCCAGCACCGGCAGCCCUGCAUAGUCGGCUGCCUCCUCAACCUUCCAGACCCAGUGCCAAAGCGGCUCCUCUGAUUCGCAAAACCCGGACGGCCCCCCUGCUGCCCCUUACCGUGCCCCCAGAACAGGGCCCCCAUCCUCCGCCUCCUGCCCCCUCCCUCUGCAGCCUCAUAACAGCCCCACCCAAACAUUCCCCACCCUCUGCCUGCCCGCAUCCAUCUGCCUCACCCAGUCAGCCCCAGAGUGCACAGAGUGCCAUAGAUCCCACCUCCCCACACACUUCCCCAGCCCUGCCUCACUCUGUCUCGAAGGAGCCCUACGAUGGCCCCCCUGCUGCCUCAGAGAAGCCUCUGCUGAAGGCUCAGCAGGAAGGUUUCCCUGCCCUUCUUUCUCCACUCACCUCUCCUCCUAGCCUGACCUCCACAAACCCAGCCCCAUCUGGUGUAAAAUCACAGCCCAUCACCAAGGAGCAGUGUCCAGGGCUGUCCCCGCAGCCUCAUGUAAAGGAGGAGCAGGGAAAUCCAGGCGCGGUGAGGGAGUCUCUGGCUCAGCUGCACAAAACACCUGGGGCUAAACUUGCAGAAGGAGGCGAAGUGUGCAAAUCCAGCGAAGAUGUCAAACCCAGUGUCCCUAAGACGGAAAUCGUUCUAAAGAAUGCAGACUCAUGGACGAGCCUGGGCAAGAUGGCCACUCUUGCUCCCUCCACCAUCCGGUCAUCUAAGGAGAGUUUUCAGCAAUUCCGCAAGGUUGCCAUGGAGAAGGAGGAGCGAGAGCGGGCCCGUAAACUCCAGCUGGAGGCAGGCCGAGAGAGGAGUGUCACAGACAAGAGCAGUCUGACACAGCAGCUUGCUAAGUCCAAACUGGAGAGCCAGGCCUCAAAGCUGGAGGUGGAGUCUGCAGAGCUUCCCCUGAUGGCAGCUAUCUUAGAUACACCAAAAGCCCUUGAACCCCCCACUCCUUCACAAUGCUCUGUGGACCCUGAGAGAGAAAUGGCCCGCAAGAGAGAGCAGGAGAGACGCAGACGAGAAGCUAUGUCUGGAAUCAUCGACAUGACCAUGCAGAGUGACAUCAUGGCAACCUUCGAGAACAACCUCGACUGAGACAGCUGUAACAUAACAUUUUUUGAUGUUUAAAAAAAAUGCUACUGUUCAGUGAACAAAGCAGUCUGUCUCCUCUCCCCUUUCUGAAGAGUUCGAGUCCUGGCGACUGAAACGGGUUUAUAGCACUUCACCAGGGGCAAAAUCUUACAAUAUAGUAACCUCAUUUUACUUUGGCACAUUUGUACUAAAGUGGCUGUCAUAAAAUGAAGAAAAGAAAGGUAGUACUGUAAAGCGUAGGAUGUCAGCAGAGUUCAAUGCACCUUUAUUUUUUUUCUUUUUCUUUUUGUAUUUUUUUUUUUUUCUGGUUCUAAAAUACCUGCACUGAGUUUACUGCUUACUUUGUGAAGGGCAGUUUACUAAAACGAAGGGUAAUAUGGAAGAAAAUGUCAGUUGCACCUCAAAUAUAUGUUUUACUUGCAUCUGUUACCUUCUGUAUCUUUUGUUUUCUAUUUUUUGUACUGAAGUGUUUUUGUAACAUAUCAUUUGUCACAUUCUAUAGAUAUAUCUACUGUAUGUUUAAGAUAUCGCUGGUCUUCUCACGCUAGCUGUCGACAGAACUGUUGUGGCUACUUCUGUAUGGCCUUCAAUUCCUGUUUCUCACGUUUGUCCUCAUUCAGUGAGUAAACAAAAAUGCUCUGUGCUCCAGUUUGCAGAUUUUUGAUGGUCUUAUGUUAUCAAGGUUUUCUGUUUUAUUUUUUUUUAUUUUUUAUUUUUUUGUAAAAGUAAUAUGUAUGUGGAAGAAAUAUUUUGAUUUAUGUUAAUAAGUAAAGUAAUUAUAUUAGUAUUUGUUAUUCAGAGGACAGAUGUUAUAGAUUUGCCAGAUGUCAGUUUUCUAUUAAUGAAAAUUGUUUAGGUGGAAUAUAAGCUUUCUUUUGUUUUGUUUUUUUUUCUACUAUGUCCUAUUGGAAGAACAGUGCCAUUACAUUGUGAAUCUGUCUGAGAGACUGGGCAUGGAGGUCCCUGAAGGUAGCAGCUUUUCUUGUCCUGUGCUGAGUUUUAGUCAGGCCUGGGGCUGGGCUCAGAGGACGCAGUGCAGUGCUGGGCCUGUCACAGUCAAUUCUGCAGCGCUUUACCUUCUGCGCGCACACCCACACACAUACAUGCACUUCCCCACACAAGCACUUUACUAUCCCGACAGAAAUGAGGGAAGCAAAACUAAUGUAUUAUUUCAAAGUUAAGCUAAAUCAAUUAAAAAGGUAUUUUCAUUUAAA